This is a messenger RNA of Bacidia gigantensis, 966 nucleotides long. RefSeq lists its product as uncharacterized. The record is from RefSeq and is a predicted model, not a curated record. Lineage: Eukaryota; Fungi; Ascomycota; Lecanoromycetes; Lecanorales; Ramalinaceae. The coding region runs from base 1 to 966 and encodes 321 amino acids. The transcript is spliced from 2 exons.
AUGGGUCAUAAUUCAAAAGGUGCUAAUGAGGAUGAGGAGCAAAACACAUCGCAAUUCAAAUACAACUUCAAAACUACAUACUGUCCCUUAUUCUGCUUGGCUGAGCCUCCAGACGAGUACUUCAAUAUUCUUGCCAGGCGGCCUUUAGAUCACUCAUGGCUAAAUAUUACCUCGUCAGCUACGUCCUUAGAUCGUAUCCUUGAAGAGAUCGAGCGCAACGCCAAUGAAAUCACUUCAGAACCAGCUCCCUUACCUUUCUUAGGUUCCUCUUUCGAUGAGAUCGAUGAAUUCUACGAGGAAAAGCUUCGUCCGCCGCGACAAUACACAGGCUCGAUCAAUUUUUGCCAUUUUGUCUAUCUUUUGGUCGACCAGACUUGUCUUCGAAAAGACUGGUCGGCAUUCAAUCCAGAGGGGACAAUUAUACCUCCGAGCCUUAACCCUGAAGACUGGACUAUUUGGUUGUGUAGCGAUGCUCCUGACUAUGACGAAACGGAACGUCAAGUCACGCUCAAAAUGCUUCGUUUCCCGCUAUCUGGAGUCAUGAACCAAGUGACAGUGUGCGAGACUCUCAUUAAUACCCCAAGCGAAGCGUCGAAUUUCGCCUGGGCUGAGGUCGAAAAAGAUAGUGAGACAAAACAGAGUCCUACCGGACUCAUCAUGAGGCCGCCGCCCUUCAUGGUUUACGAGGGACUCAGCGAAGACGGGGACAGUAAAUUAUACCGUGUUGCUUCACGAUAUGAAGCGAGAAUGAAUAAACGGAGAGGCCUAAUGAUGGCCGAAGAGUGGAAGAGGCAAACGGGGGAGCCGCCGGGCUUGAGAGAACCAUUUGUCGAGGGUGGAGGCAGCAAUCCGUGGGCUGCCGACACUGAAGUAUUGGUUAGUGGUAGAGUCAUGGGAACACUUCCUGCAUGGGAUGAGGAAUAUGUUCGGAAGAAUCGAGCUGCACGUGGGGAUGUUACAGGCUGA